UCACCGGCACGAGAUUAGCGCAGUCGCGCUUCAGCGAGCUCGUCCUGAAGCCGCACAGCAGCCAUCGCUCCGGCGCAGGCCGCCGACCUGACCUCCUCCACCACCUCCAACCUCCCUGCCUCGCGCGCGCUCCCUCUCACUAACAUAUCACCAGCGAGCUACUUGGACAAUGUCCUUCACCCCGUCGCGCCCAAGGUGUUCGGCUCAAUGACGCGCCGGGCAGCGGCCUCGCUUAACAAGUCGCUCACUGGGUUCCUCGCGCACGAAGAUCCGGAGAAGCUCCUGUCGCUCUUCGCAGCCAAGGUCAGGCAGUGCAGGGGCCUUGGCUCUGUUGAUUUCGCGUGCGCCUUGCGCGAGUGCAGGGGCAGCGGCAAGCGCUGGCCGCUCGUUCCGGAGAUCCACGCGAAGGCGAUCACAUGUGGGCUCGGGGGAGACCGGAUCGCUGGCAACCUGCUGAUUGAUUUGUACGCGAAGAAAGGGCUUGUGCAGCGCGCGAGGCGUGUGUUUGAGCAGCUAUCUUCCAGGGACAAUGUUUCUUGGGUUGCAAUGUUGUCAGGGUAUGCACAGAAUGGUCUUGGACAAGAAGCUGUUGGGCUAUACCACCAGAUGCAUCGCUCCGGUGUUGUUCCCACGCCUUACGUUCUGUCUAGUGUACUCAGUGCUUGCACUAAAGCUGCGCUUUUUGAGCAAGGGCGGUUCGUUCAUGUCCAAGUUUACAAGCAAGGGUUGUGCUCUGAAACUGUUGUGGGGAAUGCGCUUAUUGCACUGUACUUGCGGUUCGGAUCUUUUAGCCUGGCGGAAAGAGUAUUUUCUGAGAUGCCGUACUGCGAUAGAGUAACGUUCAAUACACUGAUCUCGCGACAUGCUCAGUGUGGAAAUGGUGAGAGUGCUUUGGAGAUAUUUGAGGAGAUGCGCUUGUCAGGCUGGACGCCUGAUUGUGUAACCAUUGCUAGUCUCCUUGCAGCUUGUGCCUCUAUUGGGGAUCUGAAUAAGGGCAAGCAGCUCCAUUCUUAUCUGCUAAAAGCAGGCAUGUCUCCGGAUUACAUAAUUGAAGGUUCGCUUCUUGAUCUCUAUGUGAAAUGUGGUGAUAUUGUGGAAGCCCUCGAGAUCUUCAAAUCGGGUGAUAGGACAAAUGUAGUGCUAUGGAAUUUGAUGCUUGUUGCAUAUGGGCAGAUUAGUGAUCUAGCAAAAUCUUUUGACCUCUUUUAUCAAAUGGUAGCUGCAGGGGUACGCCCUAACCAAUUCACAUACCCAUGCUUGUUAAGGACUUGCACUUACGCUGGAGAAAUUAACCUUGGAGAGCAGAUUCAUUCACUAAGCAUAAAGACUGGCUUUGAGUCCGAUAUGUAUGUCAGUGGUGUACUGAUAGAUAUGUAUUCUAAAUACGGGUGGCUUGAUAAGGCUCGAAGAAUUCUUGAAAUACUUGAAGCAAAAGAUGUGGUCUCCUGGACAUCGAUGAUCGCUGGAUACGUGCAACAUGACUUUUGCAAAGAGGCCCUUGAAACAUUCAAAGAUAUGCAGCUAUUUGGAAUUUGGCCUGAUAACAUAGGGCUAGCAAGUGCUAUAAGUGCUUGUGCUGGAAUUAAAGCGAUCCGUCAGGGUCUGCAGAUUCAUUCUCGGGUUUAUGUGUCUGGUUAUUCAGCAGAUGUCUCCAUUUGGAAUGCGCUGGUAAACCUUUAUGCACGAUGUGGAAGAAGCAAAGAAGCUCUCUCUUUAUUUGAGGCAGUUGAACAUAAAGACAAGAUAACAUGGAAUGGACUGGUAUCUGGUUUUGCACAGAGUGGUCUAUAUGAAGAGGCCCUUGAGGUAUUUAUUAAGAUGUAUCAAGCAGGUGUCAAGUAUAACGUGUUCACCUUUGUAUCCUCUAUUAGUGCAUCAGCUAACCUUGCAGAUAUAAAACAAGGAAAGCAAAUACAUGCUACAGUUACUAAAACAGGUUACACCUCUGAAACUGAAGUUGCCAAUGCGUUGAUUUCACUGUAUGGGAAAUGUGGCAGCAUUGAAGAUGCCAAGAUGCAGUUCUUUGAAAUGUCUGAAAGGAACGACGUGUCAUGGAAUACUAUUAUUACAAGUUGCUCACAACAUGGACGUGGCCUAGAGGCUUUGGAUCUAUUUGAUCAAAUGAAGCAAGAAGGUCUAAAACCAAAUGAUGUGACCUUCAUAGGCGUUUUAGCUGCUUGCAGUCAUGUGGGUCUGGUAGAGGAGGGUCUUGGUUACUUUGAAUCCAUGUCUAGUGAGCAUGGAAUCCAUCCAAGGCCUGAUCAUUAUGCUUGUGUUGUAGACAUUCUUGGACGAGUUGGGCAACUUGACCGGGCAAGGAAAUUUGUUGAGGAAAUGCCUGUAUCUGCUAAUGCAAUGGUUUGGAGAACCCUUCUCAGUGCUUGUAGAGUGCACAAAAACAUCGAAAUUGGGGAGCUUGCAGCCAAGUAUCUACUGGAGUUAGAACCUCAUGAUUCAGCAUCAUAUGUCCUCCUUUCAAAUGCAUAUGCUGUUACUGGGAAAUGGGCUUACAGGGAUCACGUCAGAAAGAUGAUGAAAGACAGAGGAGUCAGAAAAGAGCCCGGCCGUAGCUGGAUUGAAGUAAAGAACGUGGUUCAUGCUUUCUUUGUUGGUGAUCGGUUGCACCCAUUGGCUCAUCAGAUUUACAAAUAUUUGGCUGACGUAGAUGACAGGUUAGCCAAAAUAGGGUACAGACAAGGGAACUAUUUUCUUUUCCAAGAAAAAGAGAAAGAACAAAAGGACCCCACUGCUUUUGUCCAUAGCGAGAAGUUAGCUGUGGCCUUUGGAUUGAUGAGUUUGCCUCCUUCUAUGCCCCUUAGAGUCAUUAAGAAUCUCCGUGUCUGCAACGAUUGCCACACUUGGAUGAAGUUUACCUCUGAAGUCAUGGGAAGAGAAAUUGUAUUGCGAGAUGUGUACAGAUUUCACCAUUUUAACAAUGGCAAUUGUUCAUGUGGAGGCUUCUGGUGAAAUGUGUUGAAGUUAAGUUCUUGAAGUGCUCCUCCUGAAGUCCCCUAUGUUUCCAUUUGUGAUCAUCAAGGUGUUACUUCAAUCUAUUCAUGUGUGGGAUACACCUCUUUGUUGGCCUGUCAUCCAGAUAUCUAAAUUUGGAAGCCAGCACAAUCAAUACCACAAAACAGGGAUCUAUAACCUUUUUUUUAAAGGUCCACUUUUCAACCCUCAACUAUUGCAGAAGUUCAUAUUUCAACCCUGAACUUUAAACUCCCCACUUGGUUUGUGCGUGAAGCAACAGUACAAGUCCCAUCUCACCGUUGAUUUCCCAGGGCAAUAUGGACUAUCUACAUUCUGUCAAAAACUGAUGGGUCCUCUCCUUGCCCAUAUGCUACCAGCCGACGACGCUGCCUUCACGUUCUCGUCCUCCCCAAGUCCAUCAAUGUCCCCGUCGCUGCGCUCGUUUGUCCAGCUUGAUCUAAUUCAUGACUUUAUCCAUGAUGACGCCCCCUAUUAGCUGCUGCGGUUGAAAUGCAACAUAUAUAACUGACGACAACCACGGCGCCGCCAUCGCAGUAGCAGCUGUUUCCGUUGCGGGACUCGGCCCAACCACAAAGAAUGCAGAGCACCUGCAGUAUGUGGAAGCCAGCUGGAGAUGUACAUCCGAUAGAAGGUUUCUCCCGCCCCAUCACGCUGUCGCCACCGCAUCGACUCCGCUCGGACGCCCGACCAUGACGAGCUUCAUAUCUUUCUCCUCGUGUUUGCCAUCGGCAGCCGAAUGAGCUAUUCCGAUGAGCCUCCCCACCGCACUAUACGCCAGACCAGUUUGUUCCCCGCCGCAUCGAUGAGUCUGACUGGCCCAAAGCCUCAAACACUCGCCGAAUUGGACCUCAGGCCUCCUUGCUGGGCUGCCAGCCCGUCUGGGCGGAUACUCCUGCCUCCACCGGAGAAGCUGGCAACUGGCAUCGAUGUGGAGAAGUUGGCAUCUAGGAGUUGAGGAAGUCAGGCAAUUGGCUGUGGGCUCACGGUUUAUUUCAACCAUCUCCCUGAGCUUCCCAACAAAGCUAAAUGCGGCAUCUUCUGAGACAAUUGCCUUAACCAGCGGAGUUAAAUCAUGACCUUUGUCACUGAUCAAUCUAUCAAAUAUUGCCGCACAAAGAGAUAAUAAAGCUGCGUGCAAUUUCCUGUCCACAGAUUCCUCAUCCUUUUCCUGAAGAGAGGAAAUGAUUUCGUCCGGACCAUUGUCUUGUGAUGAAACACAACUCUCAUGGCCAUCUUCUAAGUCAGCUCCUGGUGGCUGAUACUUGUCUUUAUCUGUUUCAUUUCUUGCUUGUACUUCCUUCCUUGUUGAUCCAUGAGGAAGUAUUUGAAUGAGAACCUGCAAUGGCAAGAGCAUGUUUAAUUUGACCAGGGUACAAAGCUAUUUAGAUGAGAAGAAACGGUAAUAAUUCAAGUGAGAGAACAAGAAAACAAAAUAAAGUUCACCUUUGGCGUGACAUCUUUCAUGGCUUUCAUGAGUUCCUUGAAACAAUCUUCAUUCUCUUUGUAAUGCAUACAAAGAUGUUUCAGGGUUUCAGCUGCAGUUAUUCUGUAUGUGUUGUGGUCAGCCUUAAAGAGCAUCCUACUUAGAUCAUCGACAACACCACCAUUAGAAGAUGGUAGCAUAUUUUUCGCUUAGCAUCGCCAGUGCUUCCCCUGCCAAUUUUCUGAUGGAGCUAUCUUGGGUUUCAGAAUCAGAAGUGAAGAUGCGAGCCAUUGUCUCGAUGAAUUUUCCUCGGCUUUUGGUGCCCACUCCUGGAGCUGCAUCCAUGAGUAGUUUUGUGAGAAUUUUGAUGACUAAUUCUCGCCGGUGCUUCCGGGAGAAGUCACGAUGCGGCACAUGACUUGCAGUGAUGCUGCAGCUACACCAAACCGUUCGUCAUGAUCAAUGAGGUGGAGCAUAUCAGAG
Triticum dicoccoides is the source of this 4897-nucleotide messenger RNA. Its product is annotated as pentatricopeptide repeat-containing protein At4g13650-like. Bases 208 to 2967 code for a protein of 919 amino acids. The record is from RefSeq and is a predicted model, not a curated record. Gene Ontology annotation, biological process: RNA modification. Gene Ontology annotation, molecular function: protein binding; RNA binding; zinc ion binding. NCBI's taxonomy places the organism in Eukaryota, Viridiplantae, Streptophyta, Magnoliopsida, Poales, Poaceae. The transcript has 5 exons.